UCAGGGGCUUCCAGUUUGCUGCGAUUUUUUCUUGCCCGGUGCCCCUCUGUUUCACUGUCACCGCACAAGCUGCGCCCACACCUUUCUCCUCUCCCGAUCCAGCGCAAGCAAAUCUCACCGCCGCCUCCUCCUCGUCUCCUCUGCCCGGCCGGUCCCUUCCCCGACGGAUCUUCCACCGGUCGCUCCUCCCGCACGCGUCGCCCAUCCACUGGGAGAGAUCACCGGGGCGAGGAGCCAUGGCGGUGCCCUUCGUCUACCGCAGCUCCUCCAUCGCAACAGUGGAUUUUCUGAUCUGAUACUUACAAGAUUGGGUUAGAAUCUACAUGUCAAGAAAGUAUGGCACCAGGAAGCAAGGCGGAGAGGGAGAGAAAAGCAGCAUUAGAUGCUGGAGCAUGGAUGUUCAAUGUUGUGACAUCUGUUGGUAUCAUCAUGGUCAACAAAGCCUUAAUGGCUACACAUGGUUUUAGUUUUGCUACAACAUUGACUGGACUUCAUUUUGCAACCACAACCUUUAUGACAUUAGUAAUGAAAUGGCUGGGGUAUAUUCAGCCAUCCUAUUUACCAUUACCAGAACUAGUAAAAUUUGUCUUUUUUGCGAACCUAUCAAUUGUUGGGAUGAAUGUCAGUUUGAUGUGGAACUCUGUUGGGUUCUAUCAGAUUGCGAAAUUGUGUAUCAUUCCAGUGUUGUGUUUUCUGGAAAUCCUAUUUGACAAAGUCCGUUACUCAAGAGAUACAAAGCUCAGCAUACUGCUUGUCCUAGUAGGUGUCGCUGUGUGUACUGUUACUGAUGUUAGUGUGAACUCUCAAGGGUUGAUAGCUGCAGCAAUAGCAAUCUGGAGCACAGCACUACAACAGCAUUAUGUUCAUACCCUUCAACGGAAGUACUCGCUUGGCUCAUUCAACCUCUUGGGUCAUACUGCUCCAGCUCAGGCAGCAUCAUUGUUGAUUUUGGGACCUUUUGUGGACUUCUGGCUGACCAACAAAAGAGUUGACACAUUUAACUACACAUCAAUAGUUACAUUCUUCAUCGUGUUGUCGUGCAUUAUUGCUGUCGGGACCAACCUAAGCCAAUUCAUAUGCAUCGGAAGAUUCACAGCCGUUUCAUUCCAAGUUCUAGGCCACAUGAAGACGAUUCUCGUGUUGACCUUGGGCUUUCUCUUCUUUGGAAAAGAAGGCCUCAAUUUCCACGUCGCCCUUGGCAUGGUUCUGGCUGUGAUCGGCAUGAUUUGGUAUGGGAACGCAUCGUCGAAACCAGGGGGCAAAGAGCGCCAGGUUUACUCUGUGCCGAGCGAGAAAACUCAGAAGCAUGGGAUAUUGCCGUCGCAAUCUGAGCUUGAUCAGAAGGUCUGAAAUGAGAACAGCGAAAGCGAGUGCUUAUCGAGCUUCGAUCUAAUUUACUCUUUUUUUUAUACGUUUUCAAGGGAGAAGAUUCUAUAGAAUCGUAGGCCAUACUAGCACAAAGAGAGUACCUGGGCAAACGCCCAUGGCUUUGCUUUUGCAGCAAAUAUGUCAACAGUUCAGCUGGCAGAUACUUGAUUUGUAAUAUUCACUUUGUAACUGCGUGUAUUUGCUCUUGUUCUGGGCGUUCAAUAUACUGGCAGUAUUCCAUGGAGAA
This is a messenger RNA of Phragmites australis (common reed), 1615 nucleotides long. RefSeq names its product UDP-rhamnose/UDP-galactose transporter 6-like. Gene Ontology annotation, cellular component: Golgi apparatus. The transcript is spliced from 6 exons. The coding region runs from base 337 to 1350 and encodes 337 amino acids. Lineage: Eukaryota; Viridiplantae; Streptophyta; Magnoliopsida; Poales; Poaceae. The record is from RefSeq and is a predicted model, not a curated record. Gene Ontology annotation, molecular function: UDP-galactose transmembrane transporter activity; antiporter activity.